Molecule: messenger RNA, 1802 nt
Organism: Orussus abietinus
Lineage: Eukaryota; Metazoa; Arthropoda; Insecta; Hymenoptera; Orussidae
Exons: 5
Source: RefSeq, a predicted model, not a curated record
ACAUUUCAUUUUUAAAUUGAAUAACAUUACAUUUCUCAAAAAUCAUUAAAAACAACGAAAUAUAUGUAAUAAAGUAUGCUAUCAAAUGUAAUUUUCAUGCAAAGAAUGCAUUCUUAAUCCUCGUACAUCCGUUUACCUUUUAUUUUAUUUAAGCUUAGCUAUGUAUGUGUGUACGUACAUACAUUCAGAGAUAAGUUACAUCAGUUUUUGAUGAUCAAUUAACAAAACAAAACAUGCCUGUCCUCAUUCUCAUAAAGGGCUUUAUAUUUAUAUCUGGAUAGAACUGACCGGCUCCAAAAAAUGUAUCGUGGACGAACCGGUUGACAAUUAGAUGAUUUCAUAAAUUGCCGCCGGAAGUGCGAAUUGCAGGCGAUAAAACUGUUUUCGUGUGAUGGAAUGUAGUGACAUAUCUAGAGUAUCGUGCUGGAGCAAAAUAUCAUUUACCAUAAAGGAAAGCAAGCGUUUAUCAAACAAAGUUACCGUCUACAAUAUCUAGUUAAACAAGUGAAAAUACAAAACGUGUCCUCCAAAGUCCAAAUAAUGAAAUGUUCUCAAGGAAGGAACAAUUAAUUCAACGUACAGGAGAACAUGGAAUUGGUCGUUUUGACUUUUUAAAACUUUUAGUUACUGAAUUUAAAACUACUAAGUCAAAAGAUGCAAAGCAGCAAGUUUUGGCUAAUCUGGCAAAUUUUGCAUAUGACCCAGUAAACUAUGAAUAUUUGCAACGCUUAAAAGUUAUUGAUUUGUUUUUGUUAACACUUUCUGAUGACAAUAAGCUAUUGGUUCGAUUUGCUAUAGGAGGUAUAUGCAACUUAUGUUUAGAUGUACAAAAUAAGGAAUAUAUUUUACGUAAUCAAGGCAUAUGGAUCAUUUCAUCAUUACUUUCUUCAUCCGAUGAGGAAACCGUUCUGUCAGCGAUAACGACAUUGAUGUUUCUGAUGAAUCCCACUUCGAAGAAAGAAAUAACUUCAUCUGAAAUAAUCAAAUAUAUGCUAAAUUUCUCUGAAAGUGCCAACAGUCGAAUUAAAAAUUUAGCUCAACUAUUUUUAAUGGACUUCUGUGAAGCCUCCGAUAUCGAUGAAGUUAAGAAAAGUUUAGAAAUUGUUUCAGUGUGAGAAGCAUAUUACAAUUUAUUAAUGAAAAAAAUGCAGAAGUUGUCUCAUUUGAAAAUGAUGCAAGUUCUUCGACACCAAUUUAAUUAUUCCACAAAAGUUCCUGCAAUUCUUGAUUGGGUCGAACUACAAAAAAAAUUGAAAAUUGGUAGUCAGGCUUCAGUUGUGAAAACUGUGACAAAAAUUGAUAUACUUAAAUUUGCUGAAUUAACAGGAGACUGUAAUCCAAUUCAUGUUAGUGCAGAGAAGAAUAUUGUUCAUGGGUCAUUAUUAAAUGGUUUGGUAUCUGGGGUAAUUGGCACUAAAUUACCUGGACCUGGAACAUUGGUAGUGGAACAGUUAAUUAAAUAUCCAAAGCCAUGUUAUGUUGGAGAUAGCGUAAGAGUAACAGUAACAAUUACAUCUGUAAGGAAAAUAGUUAUGUGUAAAUAUUCCUGCAUUGCAAACCAAGAAAGAGUAGUUUUAGAAGGAGAAGCAAAACUUAUUGUUAGUAAUGAGAAGAUAAAGCAAGCCUUAGGCUCAAAAACUGAAAUUGCUCAAGCACAAGUUUUCAAGGAUUUCUUGAAGUGUGUCACUCACCAUGUAACUUUGUUGACUGCAACGUUUGCAAAUGUGUCUCAUUUUUGCAAUAUCAGCGAUUGCACCAUCUGAAUGCAAAUACCGGUAAGCUUUCAGUAAGGUAAUACCUGC